CUGUUGUCAGACUGUACAUGCUAUUGCAAGUGAAUUUAACAAGAACAGAUCUUAUUUACACUGUUUGUUUAUCGACUAGAUCGACUAGAUUUGUGUACGACACACGGCAGACACAAAUUAUUACACGCACCAUUAACGUUGGUGAUCGACAAGGUUACAAGGUGGUGCGUGGUGCAUGACGUUUGCGCGUACAGCAUUUUCGGAAGUUGGUUGCCGUGCCGGGGGGUGUAGUGGAAUUGUAAUUAAACGCGUGUGCGCACAUUUGAACCGGUUGGAAGUGAAGCAGUGGUGCAUGUGUGUAUGGCAUUUCGGUUACAUUUCUGUGUGGGGAGGGAACGCAAUUGUGUUUCCCAUGAAUGAAAAUCGAAACAUGCAUUACAAUUUGCAUGCACCCUGGCUGGGUGUCUACAAUUCAGAACUCAUUGGCGGUAGAAGUAGAAAGCGCACUCCGCCCAGUCGGCAACGGGUGGGGAGAUGCCAAUCAUGAGUGAUUUGAUGGUGUUUUGUGGUUUUGGUGAGAUUUUAUUGGCGUAUUGUAAGGCGCAGUACAACCGCAGGGUGCAAUUGCAUCUUUCCAAGCACAUGGUAGCAUUGAACGGUUGGGCUUUUAUGGGGUCACACCAUCUUUGCACGUUCUCGGUGAGUGGUUUUUAAGGAUGAUUUGCACGGCGUCUGCAUCACCACGGCAAUUAAAUGGUGCUCAAAGGUGAAAUGAAUGAAACAUGACGUUAAACUGGGUGUGACAAAAUUAAGCGCUAGAGUGCAUUUCUCCCUACCAUGAGAAUGAUAUUUAAUGAAGUUGCGUUUAACACAACGCACUUCCUUGCAGUGGACCAAAGGUUGGUUGCAAAGGUGCGAUUAUUUAUGAAUUUAUUGCAUUUUAAGUAUUUCUUUCGCUUCUUUUUACUGAUGGAUUUAUGAAACGUUGCAAUGCACUUCUAUUUCAACAAAAUUUGUAAACGAACACUUGAUACAUUUUAAGCAACCCUUACACCAAACUUUGAUUGCACAUACCGUUCUGCGGUUAGUUUGCAAGUUGUUAAAAAACCGGUUAUCACCCAAACUGAAACCUUCCACUGCUCCGUAGUGCACCCUCGGGCGGUAUGUUAACUACUACUAGAAACACAAUAUGCAAGACAGUGAAUUGAUAACACGUUUGGUAGCCUCCGCUAGUGACGUAGCCCAAUGGUAUAUGCAGCGUGUUCUGGCCACGCAGUGCCACUGAACCGUGACCGGCACGGUGUACAACCGGGUUUUUGGGUGUGUUAUCAUGUUUCCGGGGGCACGGUAUGCACCUAAGACACUUUUCCACACCUUUGCGAAUGGUUUUAGCACCUGGCAAAGCGCUAAUGAUGAGACCGAGCACGCACGCACUCACGCUAGUAUGGUCGACGAACCGUGAAUAUGAGUUCAUAAGUUCGAUUCGAUUCUACUUCGCAACCACAUCCCGUACCCCCAUCCUUCCGCACCUACCGCCAAUCGCGAUUCGUUAAUGAUGCGAGGAAUUUGAAGUUUACAGUUGAACGAUCGUGUGAUCAGUUGACUGACAAGACGAUCUCCUGCCGGACAAUAUCUUUCAUGCUUCAGGGGCAUCGGGUGUAGCACAAGCCGCAGAGGGGCUUGUGCGCGUGCCGCGGAUUAGACAAACUUGUUUCGCUACAACAUACAAGGACGAUCGCAACCGACGGUGGGCCUGUCUCCCGGAGCAGGGCCUGAUCCUUGUACAAGAUUGGCCGGCGUGGCUUCGCGAAAGGAAAUUACGUAAUUCAGGUUAAUCUGUUUCUUCCGAUGUAAGCGGCACAGAGAUGGCAGCCCGAUCGCUAUUAGCACUGCAGUUGCUACUAGUUCUGCAGCUUCAUCUUGCCUGGGGACAAUACUUCGGCCAGCAGCUUAAGGGUGUGCUUCAAUGGAAGGCAGCCGACUUUGCCUUUCCUACGCCACAGGAGCGUCAAGAGGCACUGGCAUCGGGACGAUACGUUCCAGAGAACUGCAUACCGCUCGACAUGGAUGUAGAUUAUUCUAAUCCCGCUCGAUCGCGUUUGUUUGUGACCAUUCCGCGAUUUGUAGAGGGCAUCCCGUACACGCUUGGGCGUGUGAGCCGCGUUCAAGGUCCUUCUGGUCCGCUGAUUGAGCCCUUUCCCAACGCAGCAAUACAGGCAAGACCUGAGACCAACAACUGCCAAGGAAUUGUGUCCGUGUUCCGCAUUAAGAUCGACGAAUGUAACCGUAUGUGGGUGCUCGAUACGGGAAAGAUUGGCGAAAAACGCAUCUGUCUGCCGCAGCUGGUAGUGAUUGACAUGAAGACGGAUAAAAUCAUCCAUCGCUAUCAAAUACCGGCCGAUCAGCUCGUGUGUGAACUGUCGCUGUUGGUAAACUUGCUUGUAGACGUACAGGACCCAUCACCGCUUGGAUCGUGCAAGAAUACGAAAGUAUACAUGGCGGAUGUCACUGCCCCGGCGAUGAUCGUGUACGAUAUGCCACGAGGCAAAUCAUGGCGCAUAACGAACAAACAAAUGCACCCCAACCCAGACCACGGUACCUUCACCAUCUCCAACGAGAGCUUCGAUCUGAUGGACGGCAUGGUGGCAAUGGCAUUGUCUCCGCGCAUACCAACGGACAAUGUGGUAUUUCAAUCAAACUACGGUACAAACUGGCGCCCGUCCAAUGACCGAUUGCUGUACUUCCAUGCGCUGGCAUCAGUGACAGAGAAUGCAGUACGCACCUCCGUGCUGCACAAUGACACCAUUUGGGAGGAAGACGUCGAAGCAAUGCCACGAGCCUUCCGCCCAAUUGGCGUACGACCGUCGCAGGCGGUAGCAGAGGCCAUGGACAGCAAUGGAAAUUUAUUCUUUGGAUUGGUUGGGCAGAAUGCGAUCGCGUGCUGGGACUCGACGACGCCUUACAAUCCGGCCAACAUGCGUAUCGUGUCACAAAACAGUGAAACAUUACAGUUCCCUAGCGGAGUAAAGAUCAUACGGAACCGCAAGGGAGCCGAGGAGCUGUGGGUGUUAACGUGCCGUUUCCAAAAGGUUAUGACGGGAUCGUUGAACACAAACGAGACCAAUUUCAGAAUACAGGCCAUACAGAUUCCGGAGAUUCUUGGAUACAAAAGCUCGUGUAGAGUGUAAAGUUUUGGUAUGAUGUGUAUGGGAGAUUGAGGGAGAAUGAUUACAAAUAAAACGUUACCAUUAAGAAAUAAUUAAA
This is a messenger RNA of Anopheles coluzzii, 3204 nucleotides long. Its product is annotated as protein yellow-like. NCBI's taxonomy places the organism in Eukaryota, Metazoa, Arthropoda, Insecta, Diptera, Culicidae. Gene Ontology annotation, cellular component: extracellular region. The coding region runs from base 1806 to 3128 and encodes 440 amino acids. The transcript is spliced from 5 exons. The record is from RefSeq and is a predicted model, not a curated record.